This is a messenger RNA of Echinostoma caproni, 1233 nucleotides long. The record is from the annotation of a GenBank genome assembly. Lineage: Eukaryota; Metazoa; Platyhelminthes; Trematoda; Plagiorchiida; Echinostomatidae.
AUGAGUCAAAAAAAAUCAUUGUUGUGUAGUUGGCCACCAGAAUCGUUGGAAACUAUUCGGGACCCUAAAACGGAAUUGUACAAUGUGGCCAUAAAUCCAUGUGUAAGAACACAAAAAGUUGAAGAUCACCCGAAUACUCGAUGGGAACGAUAUUAUAAAUUGUUAAAGGUUUUGUAUCCCGGACAUUUGACGAACGGAUCUAUGACACAGAGAGCUCGUAUCAUGGAACAAGCGCUACGUGUUGAUCCGAAUGAAUACAACUUUAAUUUAUACCCACAAUUAAUUGACGUGAAAGAAACAGUAUCACUUGUCCGUCAAGGGCAGAAAGUGUUUCGUAAACCAAUCAAUGAUCCAGACAUUUCGAUUCUCGCGGCACCAAGAGGCUUCUGUGAAUCCAAUAAAAAUGAAAGAAACCGAUCUGAGAUCGUGGUCUUGAUAAAGUCCUGCGUCCGUUGCCAAGGCGAUCGUCAUUGGGCACGUUUGACUUACAUGCAACCGCAUUUGUGGAGUGGUUUUCGAAUUCGAUUUGUGUUUGUCACUGGAAUGCCGGCGGUAAAUUAUACCGGAAAAAUUCACUUCGAGGGAGUAUCGGUCAACCAUCGUAGUCACGGUAAUGACAAAACGGAUUACGAGAACAGCAAGCGCGAAUUGCUCUCGGAGGCAAUUCGGUUCGGUGAUUUGCUGAUCGGCGAUUUCGAGGAUCACUACUUUUCACUGACGUUGAAGCAGGCAUUCAUAUUCCGUUGGAUCUCGGCAUUUUGUGCACACGAAUCUUCCUUAUUCCUGUUUCUGGACCAUGAUUUUGCUGUGAUUCCUAGCAAUCUUAUCAGUUUAGUACGCGGGUUUCCCGAAGAAAUAUUACCAGAUUUAAGUUUCGGUAUUCGUGGUCAAAGUCAUCUAGUAGUACGACCCAGAACAGCGCAUCACAAUCGAUGGGCCGUAUCUGAGGAUGAGUUUCCAUGGGACUACUAUCCGGCCUACUUUGGAGGUCAUUCUUAUAUCAAGGGAAUCAGUGUUGUCACGGAUCUGGCGAUCGCUUCGGCAUUUGUUCGCCCAUUACGUGAAGAAGAUGCCCAUAUGGGCAUUUUGCGUUUCAAGAUGCAAAUACCAACCUACGUUGUAAGGCACUUCACACAUGGAGUCGGCACGGCUGAGGAGUUACGGAAGAUUACAAGCACGAGAUCCGGAUACAUAAUUAAAUAUUUUAAUUGGACCACUGGUCAGAUAAGUUGA